Cryptomeria japonica (Japanese cedar) is the source of this 1768-nucleotide messenger RNA. RefSeq lists its product as uncharacterized. The coding region runs from base 403 to 1314 and encodes 303 amino acids. The record is from RefSeq and is a predicted model, not a curated record. The transcript is spliced from 2 exons. NCBI's taxonomy places the organism in Eukaryota, Viridiplantae, Streptophyta, Pinopsida, Cupressales, Cupressaceae.
CAUGGCAGGGACUGAGAAAAAACAAAAUUCAGAAUUUAGACACGAGGCAAGAUUACCUACAUACGAUCCUGUAUGCUCGACCUGUUUUAUAAUACCUUGAAACUUGUCGAACUGUUUUAAUUCAGCAACAGGUGUGGCAUAGAUUACUGAGUUUGAAUCCCCAAUUUGUGGUAUGACUCCUAGGAUUAGCUCUGUCAAAUCAUGAGGAAUCCGUGCAUGUUGGGGUACUCAGAUUAACCAUGUGGAUCAGCAGCUACGUGGACGUAUAGUUUUAAAGCUCGCCCUCUUUCAAUCAGUUCUCUAGAACCUUUUGCCAUCUUCCCACCAAGCUCAUUACAUUUUUGACAUGAAUCUUUUCUGUAAUGUUUUAUAGAAAUCCUUUAUUUUCUCGAUUAACAAAAGAUGAAAACUUCUCAAGUUAUUAAUUUGCAGGAAAAAUGCAUAGAUAAAAACUGGUUGGAUCUGAGAGUAUUCUAUGUGAGAAUGAGCUCAUGCCCAUUUCAAAAAUGUCCACAGUUUUUAUCAUUGCAUCUUCUUCCUAGAGAUUUUUCAGUUGGGCUUGAAGUAAACGGGGAGCAUAUUGCUCAUUCUGAGAUUGUUGCUUCUGUUCUGCAAAGAGAUAGGAUUGAUGAAGAAAGUGAUGAAGUUACAUAUGUAAGUACAGACAGUGUUAGGACAACAGGGCUCCUGAGAUUUGAGGUUUAUUAUAAGGAAUCUUUGGUGAUAUGUGCGAAGCUGGAGAGAUUGUACACCGGGAUUGAGGAUUUUGAAAAGGAUGAGGAGUUGGAGUGGAGCAUGGAUUGCUCCGCAGCAUUUAGAUUGGUAGAUUGGGUGUCCUUGAGGAGGAGUUCUGAGCUGAGACCUUGGAGUGAUUCUACUCCUGUGAUGGAGGUCUAUGUUGCUGGUUGUUCCUUUGAGAGACCUGUUAUUUUCACAAAGAGACUUGAACUUGUCUGCAGGAGAAAUGUUGGAGAGAGAGAGGGUGCAGGGAGACCCUGUUUGGUUGCUAUCGCAGAAGAUGAGGAAAUCAAAAAAACUUGUGAGAGUAGAGCGAGGAGGGAUGCUUUGUUUCAGCUUAACGAUUGCAGUGAUGGUGAAGACCUAGAAGAAAAUGUUAGACCUGCAUUCACUGACUAUGAUCCGGGUAAUCACUACACUGGAGUGGAAAAUGGAGAGCUCUCUUGGUUCAAUGCUGGUGUUAGCGUUGGUUUAGGAAUUGGCCUAGGAUUGUGCUUUGCAGUUGGAAUAGGAGUUGGAUUGCUUGUAAGCACAUAUCAAACAGCCACAAAGGCUGGUAGGAGCAGGCGGUUUUAGUUGUGCAGUUUACCUCUUGAUGCUAAAAUCCGUCAGUAACAAAUCUUUUUACCAACUUUGGUGUCCCUAAACAGGAUAACAGUAAGACAGCAAGGAAUGUGCCUACUACCUUAUGUAAAUUUUAGUUUUGUUUUUUCUCUCGUUUCAACAUUUCUUUUUGUCAUUUAUAUUUUCUACAUUCUGUGAUGUGUUCAGUAGAUAAAAAGCAUCCAAAUCCUGUUGGCAAACAAUGGGGCAAAAGGUCAGUCUGGACAGACAGAUUCUAUACAUUUCGGCAAAGCAAUUGAUUUCAGUACACAGCAUUGGUAAAUGAUUUACAUUGCUUGCUGUAAAGGAAUGGUCCAAAAUAAUUGAAUAUAAUGAUAUGUUGUUGGUGUGGUAAUCAACAACAUGUACAGCGAUUCAGCAUUUGUAUCAAUGGCCAUGGGCACUAAAAACUUAGAGCUCUUUAUUC